Juglans microcarpa x Juglans regia is the source of this 624-nucleotide messenger RNA. RefSeq names its product pre-mRNA-splicing factor 18-like. The record is from RefSeq and is a predicted model, not a curated record. The transcript has a single exon. Gene Ontology annotation, biological process: RNA splicing; generation of catalytic spliceosome for second transesterification step. The coding region runs from base 1 to 624 and encodes 207 amino acids. Lineage: Eukaryota; Viridiplantae; Streptophyta; Magnoliopsida; Fagales; Juglandaceae. Gene Ontology annotation, cellular component: U4/U6 x U5 tri-snRNP complex; U2-type post-spliceosomal complex; U5 snRNP.
AUGGUGAAAGCCAAUUUCGAGGACUUGUGUGUGGAGGAUAAGAUGCUAGUGUUCUUCAAGAGGCUGCUAAAUGAGUGGAACCAGGAAUUGGAUGAGAUGCCCGAUGCCGCGCAAGAAGCGGACGGCCAAGGGGAAAAGUCCAUGGUGACCACGUUUAAGCAGUGUGCUCGGUAUCUGAAUCCCUUUUUCAAGUUUUGCAGGAAGAAGGUUCUCCCGGAUGAUAUUCGCCAAGCGUUGCUGGUGGUGGUUGAAUGCUGCAUGAAGCGAGACUACUUAGCUGCAAUGGACCAAUAUAUCAAGAUGGCCAUUGGAAAUGCACCCUGGCCUAUUGGUGUCACCAUGGUUGGUAUCCAUGAACGGUCUGCCCGUGAGAAGAUUUACACCAAUAGUGUUGCCCACAUCAUGAAUGAUGAGACCACUCGUAAAUACUUGCAAUCAGUCAAGAGAUUAAUGACCUUUUGCCAACGAAGGUACCCUGCAAUGCCCUCCAAAGCCGUUGAGUUCAACAGCCUGGCAAAUGGUAGUGACUUGCAAUCUCUGCUAGCGGAAGAGAGGGUUUCUGGGGGUAAUGAAGCCUUUGAGGAGAGGCUUCGGAUAAUGCCUGCCCCGAAGGAGGGCUACUAG